UAGUGUCAUCUCAGGUUUCUGAUACUACAGAUUAUUAGUUUCAAUUUGUAACCUUAUUUUAUAUGUAAAUUUGUUGUACAUACAAGCAUUUUAUAUAAAAUAUUAUUACUUCUGGAAAUUGUUAGCAAUGCAAUGUACGAAGCUUUUAUUAACGGUUAUCGUUUAGCUGACGUGUCACAUGGCAAACCCUAUUAUGUUUACUGUAUCGAGGUUUUGGAGUCAAAGACUGGCACUCGACAUUUCAUCGAGAGAAGAUACAGCGAAUUUAGUGCGUUACAUCGCAAGUUGAAGAAGGAUAAUUCAGAUAUUGCACCGUUUCCACCAAAGAGAGUAAGAAACUCCCAACCGAAAGUAUUGGAACAACGACGAGCUGCUUUGGAAUUAUAUAUACAAAAAAUGCUAAGUCUGUUAGCAACAAAACAACAAGUUCUCAAUUUUCUAGGUAUAGAAAGCCAAGAAGCUACGUUUCAUCACAGAGUACAUAAAGCUGCAGACAAUUCAGUGCAUAACCAUCCAAAUACUUUGGAACAUCAUCCAGUCUUGACUUUUCAUUGUGAUCCAUAUGUCCCAUCUGAUUCAACUAGCAGUCUUUCAGAUGUUGUAACUAAUGGUGUGUUAUUAGGCCCUUAGAGUCCAUGUCUUCAAAAUAAACGUGCAGCUGGAGUCUACUGGAACUUCUUUUUCUUCAACCUUUCAUUGGCCCUGGUCUUCUUUAUAACGAGGUAAACUUGGCCAGUCAUGUAAAGGCACAGUCCAAGCCGGCAACGCUUUUCACAAAUAUAAGUACUGGUCCAUAAUCGUAAGUGGGAGUGUUAUGCACCGGCCACCUCGAAUCGGGCGAGUAAUGGAUGAUGCAAUAAAAAUGGUGAGGCGCCCC
Molecule: messenger RNA, 877 nt
Organism: Trachymyrmex cornetzi
Lineage: Eukaryota; Metazoa; Arthropoda; Insecta; Hymenoptera; Formicidae
Product: sorting nexin-24
Exons: 4
Coding region: 133-630 (165 amino acids)
Molecular function (GO): phosphatidylinositol phosphate binding
Source: RefSeq, a predicted model, not a curated record